AGGGUGCAGGGCGGCCUCGAGAUCGCUGGCGUGCAGCGCAGCAUCGAGCUGAGCGACCUGCAGUGGGCAGAGGCGGCCCUAUGGCUGUUCGGCCUGGUCUGGAUCUUCGAGACGGUGAACGCCCUGGGCCAGUUCGCCAUCUCCAACGCGGUCGUUUCCUAUUCCGUGUUCGGCGACAAGGACACCUGCUCCUUACUGCAGAGCUACUUUGCCGGAGCCUACUACCACCUGGGCACUUUCGCAUUCGGCGGGUUCGUCCUCAGCUGCCUGAAAAUCCUGGCGGCUGUGAUGGCGGUGCUGGCGAAGCAGGCGCGGAACGAGGACGGCUCCCAGAGCGCCGUGGCUAGGGCGCUGUGCUGCUGCUGCGCGGGCCUCGCGGAGUGCGCCGAGCGGGCCCUGAGCAUGGUGAACGAUCUUAUUUACACCGACAUCGCCCUGAACGAGUCCAGCUAUCUCGAGGCGGCGGAGAACGUCGUGCAGAUCGUGGCUGGCAGUCCUGCCGUGUACGCGUCCAUAAAGGGCUCGGCGACCGUUGUCAGGGUGCUGGGCGUGUCGAUCAUCGGCGGCGGCGGCACCUUCCUGUCGUACCAGGUGCUGUCCUCCAGGGAGGUGCACAAGGAGCUGGAGGUGUCCUUCCAGGACGUCGCCGCGAUGCUGCCGACGUCGAACAUCCUCGGCACGACCAUCGCAGCAGGCGUCGUCUGCUUCUAUGUCGCCAUCGCCUUCAUGAUGGUGUUCUACCAGACGACGUACACCCUGAUGUACUGCAUGCUGAUAGGGGCCACGCAGUCGAGCGGCGGCACGGCGAGCCCUCGUGGCGCCGCGCCCGGAGGUCCACUUCCACGCGGCCUCGCACGGCGACAAGCUCUGAGGGGCGCCGCGCUCCCUCCGCGGUGGUCAUGGAUAAUCCUCCUCCUCCUCCUCCUCCUCCUCCUCCUCCUCGCCUCCAGAGGCAAGCUGGGCCCGCCCGCCGGAACGGCCACGCGGGCCCAGCCCCCCCCGCCGCCCUCCCCGCCGCCGCAGCCCGCGGCCGAC
Prorocentrum cordatum is the source of this 1035-nucleotide messenger RNA. Lineage: Eukaryota; Dinophyceae; Prorocentrales; Prorocentraceae. The record is from the annotation of a GenBank genome assembly.